This is a messenger RNA of Centropristis striata (black sea bass), 3443 nucleotides long. RefSeq names its product synapse-associated protein 1-like. The record is from RefSeq and is a predicted model, not a curated record. Gene Ontology annotation, cellular component: cytoplasm; synapse. The transcript has 9 exons. Lineage: Eukaryota; Metazoa; Chordata; Actinopteri; Perciformes; Serranidae. The coding region runs from base 266 to 1351 and encodes 361 amino acids.
CUAUUUAGUUGGCUAACUUUACGUAAUGUGACAAAGGUAAACAUAAUUUCUAGUGGAGCGCAUUUGUUUCCAUAACAACCUGCAGGGCAGGGUAGACACAAGGGACAAACUUAAUCAAUUCGCGGAAGUGGUUGAAAGGAGUAACGUCAUCAGCUAUCAUAACUUGGUUUCCAACUUUCCGAAAAUUGCCAAAAAAGAGUGUGUAAUACAUUAUCAGAGCAUAUUAAUGAACUUCUGUUAAGUGUAUUGACGAACUAUUUAAAGUAUGUUUAAGAACUGGGGGACCUGGCUUGGAAUAGAAAACGAAAAUGGCCAAGUUAAGCAAGAAGACGCGUCUGUUGAUGCUAAUGAAGACAAGACUCAGGACAUAAACAAGACGACUGCUGUUGCUGAAAGGGAUCCAACCAGUGCUGUUGAGGAAGAUGCUCAACCGCCUCAAAUGCUCCAAAAGGCGAAUGGCUUCAGUGGCUACAUUUAUAACUUCGCCAGCAGUGCCUCAAAGAAACUGUCUGAGUCUGUGGUGGAAACAGCACAAACCCUAAAGAAAAGUGUGAAGGAGGGGAAGAUCAAUGGAAUUAUUGAUAAGACUAUUUUGGGAGAAUUCCAGAAAGAACAAGAAAGGUUUGUUCAGGAGAAAAAGGCAAAAACAUCUGGUGCUGCUGUGCCACCAUGGGUUGGUUAUAACGAAGAGGACACCAUACAGCAACAGAUUUUAGCUCUCUCCGCUGACAAAAGAAAUUUUUUGCGAGAUCCUCCCGCUGGGGUACAGUUUCACUUUGACUUUGAGCAAAUGUAUCCAGUCGCCAUGGUGAUGUUGGAAGAAGAUGAGCUGCUUCGGAAGAUGCGCUUCCAUCUGGUCCCCAAACAGGUGAAAGAGGAGGCCUUCUGGAAGAAUUACUUCUACCGUGUGUCUUUGAUAAAACAGUCAGCUCAGCUCACAGCUCUAGCAGCACAACAGGCUGCUGAGCGCAGAAUCAUGGAGGGAACUGGCACCAGUCCGGAGACUGCUCAACAAAAGGAUGUUGUUAAACGAAAAACUCCCCCUGCCCUCUGCAGUGCCAAACCAAAGACAAGGGAGGAGGAAGAGGAGAUCUCCACCAGCCCAUCUGUGUCUGAAUUUGUGAGUGAUGCUUUUGACUCAUGCAAGAUAAACGAGGACGACCUACGCAAAGAAAUGGAACAGCUGGUUCUAGACAAGAGGGAACUUACAAAUACACAACAGGAGGAGACUCCUGACUGGGAGAGAGAGCUGCAGGAGGAGCUUCAGGAGUAUGACGUGUUGGCUGAUAAUGAAAAUCGUGAUGACAACUGGGACAAGGAGAUUGAAGAGAUGCUAAUGGCGGACAGUUAGAGCACUUACAUAAGUCUUAUCUGUGUUAAGGACACCUUUUAAGGUUAGAAACAGCAUGUGACUUCAGAUUUAAUGCUCCCAGCAGAAUGAUUCAUUUCAAUAUUGGUCCUUGAAUAACUCGGGACAGAGAAAUACCACAGUGUACUAUUUCUGUAGCCUGAAAAUGUUAAUGAGUAAAAAUGCAGUUUAUCUCCUCCAGUUAAAAGAAUAGAAGAUGUUGUCCUGCAUCUCAAGUUCAUAAUGUGAUACUGAGGUACGCCUCCACAGAGCAUAAAAAACUUCAGCCUCAGAUUCGACCUUGACAGAAUGUAACCUUUGCUUAACGGUGGCCGCUAUUGACACAAGUGGCAAUUACAGGAUAAUAGUAAAUGCACACAUAGAGGAGACACAAGCACAGCAGAGUGACUCAGCAAUGUCUGUUACACAGCAACAUCUCCCUACAAUUUCUAUCACCAGCCACCAUAAGUUAGGCUGUAGCAGCAAAACCAGUGAGUAUAUUGAAUAGAGGUGUGAAUCAGCAGAGGCCCCAUGAUACGAUUUUAUCCCGAUACUUGAGUCACAAUACUUGAGAUAUUAUUGCGAUUUUAAGCAUUUUUUGAUGUGGUGAGUAUUGCAAUACAAUAUAUUGCGAUUUUAACUGCAUUUUGUGUCCACAAAAUUAAAUUCAAUCAAGAAUUGUUUUGUCAAAUCAGAGAAAAUUCUCAGUCUGUUCAUCUCACUUCAGUCUUUUUAUUUCUCCACAGUGAGAGUCAAAUCCACAGACUGACCGACAAAGUAUUUAAACUGAACUUAACUGAUAUCAAACGUAUGGGUGACAACAACUGUAGCAUUUUCUCAAACUUUCCUCAACUUUAAGCUUCACUGCUCUUAAUUUUUUUGAAUGAAAUAUAAAAAAUAGCCUAACUUUGCAGCAUUAUUUCGACAACUUCCCAACACAAUAUCCUGGCACACAUGGUGCCUAUAGAUUCCUUAGAUGUUCUAGUUUCAUGUUUUCAUGUUCAUGAUUCAUACCACUAUAUCCAGUAUAUUCCUAAAAGUAAGCCCACUAAAAAAACACAAACGGCAAAAAUACUGACGGCCCGCCGCAGCUAAAUAUCUAUUCUUGGCCAUGAAUCGAUAUAAUAUCGCAAUGCAAAAUAUUGCCCCUAAUAUUUAAUUGAGCAAGGAUGUAUUUAAUUUCUUUAAACCUGUUCAUUUUUAAGCGGAAUAAUGGGUUACAAAUGUUACUUAGUCUUGCUUUAACGAUGCAUUCUUGCAUCUUUAAAGCAAUGAGUCAGGUAAUUUCCUUUCAGUUCCAGAGGAUCUCACAUAACCAGUAAAGUAUAUUUUUGAACAGAGUUUAUCCUAUGACUGAGCCAACUCUUUUUUUUAUAAGUAUAAAUAAAAAUGAUACUGUGAUGGUUGCUAAUAAUAUGUGGUAGCCUACUUAAAAGUCACAAUCUCAAAGAUUUCUGUGUUGUUGUGUUUGGUGACACCUAUGGCGAUAUGUGAAAAUGUGGAUGAGUUUCUGGAUGUAGCUUCCAGGAGAUACGCCGAUUCACACACUUGUGAGUUGAAGAGUGAAUUUGUUGCGUUAGCUCUGCCUGGGUGAUGGAAACAUUCAUCAACUGUGGGCAGCUUGUGGUUUUUCUUGCGAUUGUCGCCACAGACAUCAUGAUACUGUCGGCCUUUCAGUGGGUCAUAGACUCAAUCAUCACUGCAGUGCCUCAUUCAACAAUCAAUAUUGACCUAACAGACUUUUAUUUAAAUGUAAAUCUAUGAAAAUUAUUACUCUGAUAUUUUUAAAAUCUGUUAACAGUGCAUUACGGUAUAUAAUAUAAUACACAGUGUAGGUAUAACCUGUAAUGCGUUGUGUAUUUUAUCAAAUUGAUAAUACUGAACAUACAUAUUUUUUGUGAGAAAGUCAACUUUCUCCACAUGCAAACAUAUGCUGUGACUGCUGAUGCAAUGUAUUUUGUGGAUACAUGUUUUGUGCUCUUCUAGUUUACAUCAAAUCUUUCUUCAGAAAAUAUACCAAGAAUCCAUUGUCUUUUAUGUUUAUAUACUGUAUGUACAUUUCAGUGUAGUGUUACCUUUUUAUUAAAGCUUCACA